CUGACAAGGCGAGCGUGGGACCUCCGCGAUCGGUGGUCGCGUUUUCCACCCCACCCCCGCGCGUCAUAACUUCCCGACUUAAACUUUAUGAACUCGAUUGACUCAAUCUCAUGAUUCCACAUUCUCUUUUACUAUAACCAUGGACGCUGAACAUUUUACGUCUCCUAAGCGGGAAUUCCCCAAGAAGAAGUGCGGUGUGCUCGGCGCAACUGGCUCUGUCGGCCAACGCUUCAUCCUUCUCCUUGCUCUCCACCCACAUCUCGAGCUACACGCUGUCGGAGCCUCGGAGCGAUCGGCUGGCAAGAAGUACAAAGAUGCGGUCAAGUGGAAGCAAGCGCUGCCGUAUUCGGAGCGCAUUGGAGAAUUGGUAGUAAAGAAAUGCGUACCCGAAGAAUUCAAGGACUGUGACCUGGUCUUCUCUGGACUUGACAGCGAUGUUGCGGGAGACGUUGAGAUGGCCUUCCUCAAGGCUGAACUUGCCGUCUUCUCCAACGCAAAGAACUACCGCCGCGAUCCUCUCGUCCCACUCGUCGUUCCCACUGUAAACCUUCCACAUCUCGACGUAAUCAAGCACCAGAGGCAGCAUCACAAGCUCGAAAAGGGCUUUCUAGUGUGCAACUCAAACUGCGCUGUCAUUGGAAUAGUGAUACCUUUUGCGGCUUUGCAGGACAAAUUUGGUCCCAUUAACCAAGUGUCAGUUGUUACAAUGCAAGCAGUCUCAGGCGCUGGCUACCCCGGCGUCAGCAGCAUGGACAUCAUCGACAACGUCGUACCCUUUAUUUCUGGCGAAGAAGACAAGCUAGAGACUGAGGCCUCUAAAAUCCUUGGUAGUGUCAACGAGGGUGUCACUGGUUUCGUGGACCAGCCCAUGAAGAUUUCCGCUGCAUGCAACCGCGUUCCAGUCCUGGAUGGACACACUGCAUGCGUAUCGCUACGCUUCCAGCGUCGCCCACCACCCAGUGCAGAUGAGGUCAAGCAGGCGAUGCGCGAUUAUGUUUCGGACGCGCAAAAGCUAGGAUGCCCCUCUGCGCCUAAGAAGGCAAUUGCAGUCAUGGACGAGCCUGACAGGCCGCAGCCAAGAUUGGACAGGGAGACUGACAGAGGAUACACUGUCAGUGUGGGUAGAAUACGGGAGGAUGAGUCUGGUAUUUUCGAUAUCAAGUUUGUUGCAUUAAGCCACAACACGGUUAUUGGGGCAGCAGGUUCUUCCAUUCUCAAUGCCGAGGCCGCAGUGCUGAAGGGAUACGCCUAAAAUGGACAAUAAAGAAAAAAACGUUGAUAGCAUUGAAGUCGAAUCAAAAUAUUAGGGUUAAAAUUCACCGGACUUAAUAUCCUGACGUGUUGUGACGGACUGAUCAGCAAUGUCCAUUCAAGGGUUGUGCAGACCCGAACACGAAAUUGAAGAAAUUAGAGCAUUCUCACACGGUUCAAUCUCAAUCACUG
This is a messenger RNA of Bipolaris sorokiniana ND90Pr, 1443 nucleotides long. RefSeq lists its product as uncharacterized. Lineage: Eukaryota; Fungi; Ascomycota; Dothideomycetes; Pleosporales; Pleosporaceae. Gene Ontology annotation, biological process: L-threonine biosynthetic process. Gene Ontology annotation, molecular function: protein dimerization activity; NAD binding; NADP binding. The record is from RefSeq and is a predicted model, not a curated record. Bases 140 to 1252 code for a protein of 370 amino acids. The transcript is spliced from 4 exons.